Molecule: messenger RNA, 1857 nt
Organism: Dovyalis caffra
Lineage: Eukaryota; Viridiplantae; Streptophyta; Magnoliopsida; Malpighiales; Salicaceae
Source: the annotation of a GenBank genome assembly
AUGACUUCAAUCACCUCCGUCGAAUUGAAUUACCUCGUUUUCCGUUACCUUCAAGAGUCAGGUUUUACGCAUUCAGCUUUUGCUUUAGGAUAUGAGGCAGGAAUUAACAAAUGCACCAUAGAUGGCAAUAUGGUUCCACCUGGUGCUCUCAUUACAUUUGUACAAAAGGGACUCCAGUACCUGGAAAUGGAAGCAAAUUUGAGUAAUAAUGAUGCAGAUGCAGAUGAAGAUUUCUCAUUUUUGCAACCUUUGGAUCUUAUCACAAAAGAUGUGAAUGAAUUGCGGCAGAUAAUAAGAGAGAAGAAAAGAAAUCUGCACAAGGAUAGAGAGAAGGAGAAGGAGAAGGAGAAGGAGAAGGAGAAAGAAAAGGAAAAAGAAAAAGAGAGAGAUAAAGACAAAGAUAAAGAGUUCGAAGGGGAACAUGAAAAAGAACGUGCACGAGUGAGAGAGAAGGAAAGGCAUGAUAGAGAAAAGGAGAAUGAAAGGGAUAGAGAGAGGUUAGAAAGGGAAAAAGAGCGAGACAAGCAGCUUGAGGAUGACACUGAUAGCAGAAUGGUUGCUGAUAUAGAAGAUAAGCAUGAAGAAAAUGGAAUUUCUGAAGGCGCUUUGGCCUUCCCUCGGCCUCCAAGGAUGGUGAGGCUUGCUGUUACGGUUAAAAGUAAUGCUUUGUCCUUCCUUUGGAGACCAGAGCCAAUGGAUAUAUCCACAGCAUCAACAUCUCAGACGUGUGAAAUUCCUAGUUCUGAUGUGAUGAUUUUGGAAGGACAUACUUCUGAGGUUUGUGCCUGUGCAUGGAGUCCAACGGGAUCACUUCUUGCAUCAGGGUCUGGAGACUCCACAGCACGAAUUUGGACAAUAGCAGAGGGGACCUCUAGAUCUGUUGUGCAGAAUAGUCCUUUAAAUGUGCUGGUAUUGAAGCAUGUAAAGGGAAGAACAAAUGAGAAAAGCAAAGAUGUGACAACACUUGAUUGGAAUGGUGAGGGAACAUUACUUGCAACCGGCUCUUAUGAUGGGCAGGCAAGAAUUUGGAGUACUGAUGGCGAACUAAAGACUACAUUGAGUAAGCAUAAAGGACCCAUAUUUACUCUGAAGUGGAACAAGAAGGGGGAUUAUCUUCUAACUGGAAGUUGUGAUAAAACGGCAAUUGUGUGGGAUGUGAGGGCUGAGGAGUGGAAACAGCAGUUUGAGUUUCAUUCAGGUCCUACGCUCGAUGUUGACUGGCGCAAUAAUGUUUCAUUUGCAACAAGCUCCACUGACAAUAUGAUAUAUGUAUGCAAAGUUGGAGAAACACGCCCUAUUAAAACUUUUGCUGGACAUCAGGGUGAGGUUAAUUGUGUGAAGUGGGAUCCUACAGGCUCUUUGUUGGCUUCUUGCUCUGAUGAUAUCAGUGCUAAGAUAUGGAGUAUGAGGCAGGAUAAGUAUGUUCAUGAUUUGAGGGAGCAUUCUAAGGAGAUUUAUACAAUCAGAUGGAGCCCAACUGGACCUGGUACAAAUAAUCCAAACCAGCAAUUAGUGCUGGCGAGUGCAUCAUUUGACUCAACGGUGAAAUUAUGGGAUGUGGAGUUGGGGAAACUUCUCUGCAGUUUGAAUGGACACAGGGAGCCUGUGUAUUCGGUUGCAUUUAGUCCUAAUGGAGAAUAUUUGGCAAGUGGAUCUCUUGAUAGAUGCAUCAACAUCUGGUCAUUGAAGGAAGGAAAGAUUGUGAAAACAUAUGCUGGCAAUGGGGGAAUAUUUGAAGUUUGUUGGAACAAGGAAGGUGAUAUAAUCAGCUGGGAUUUCUUGGAGCUUGUGGUAACAUUGUGUUUAGUUGGGCUUCAGUUUCCCAUGGAAGCGAGCUUUCCUUUGAUGGGGAUGUGA